Messenger RNA from Pantherophis guttatus, 2080 nucleotides. RefSeq names its product serum albumin-like. Gene Ontology annotation, biological process: transport. Gene Ontology annotation, cellular component: cytoplasm; blood microparticle. The record is from RefSeq and is a predicted model, not a curated record. Lineage: Eukaryota; Metazoa; Chordata; Lepidosauria; Squamata; Colubridae. Gene Ontology annotation, molecular function: small molecule binding.
UUCUUCCUACCUUGUUCAGUCUAGCCCCCAAACGAUUUGGAAACAUGAAGUGGGUAAUAUUUGUUUCUUUGCUUUGCUUUCUAAGCUUUGCUGAACUGAAAAAUCUACGUCGACAAUAUCGGCAUACUGAUGACCAUCAUUGGACCAUCAGUCUUGCCUCUCAAAUACCCACUUACGAUUUUGGUGCCAUUGCUUUAGGCUUAUUCGCCCAAAGUAUACCAAAUGCCACACUUGAAGAGGUACAAAAACUGACAGCAAACGUUAAAGCUAUUCACCAGAAAUGUGUUGAUAAUGAAUAUUCAAGCUCAGAAUGUACAAAGCCUUUGGGUAUAGUUUUCCUGGAUGUGCUCUGCCAUGAUGAAGAGUUUUCCAAGACAUAUGGAAUUAAUGACUGUUGUGCCAAGGCUGAUCCAGAAAGAAAUGAAUGUGUUUUGUCCCAUAAAAUUUCAUCAAUAGGAAGUGUUUCUUCCUUUGUUCAUCCUUCUGCAGAAGAAGCUUGCCAAGCAUAUCACAAUAACAGAAAUGCUGUUCUAGCCCACCAUCUUUAUGAGAUCUCCAGAAGAAAUCCAACAGCACUCAUUAUUGUACUCUCUGCAGCAACUAAAAGCUUUGAUAAAAUAUUGGAAACUUGCUGUGAAGAAGUAGAAAAAGAUACCUGCAUCCAAAAAAAGGCAGAAGAGGUCAGAAAGAAAGCCAGGAAAAUUAUUGAUGAACAGGAGAACACUUGUUUCAAUCUGAACAAUUAUGGAAAGGAAACCUUAUAUGCAUUAAAAUUUAUUGAGACAGCAGAAAAGUUCAUAAAUGCUAAUCUAGAAAUCAUAACCCAUAUUGCUAAAGAUAUUGUACAUAUCCAUGAAGAAACUUGUAAGGGGGAUUCAUUGGAGGCUACACUUGACAGAGCAGCACUGUCACAGUAUAUCUGUGAGCACAAAGAUGCUAUAUCUUCUAACCUUGAUCAUUGCUGCGGAGAGACUCUGGUGGAAAGACCACACUGCAUUGUUACUUUGGAAAAUGAUGCAAGAUCUCCUGAUCUGCCUCCACCAUCUGGAGAAAUCUUAAAAGAGACAGAAGCAUGUACAUCUUAUCGUGAAAAUGCAACUGAAUACAAGGAAAGCUUCCUCUUUGCGUUAAUAAGUAACCACCCUGAACUUUCUAAGCUGAUUGAUCUGGAAAUUUUGCAUAGAUAUGAAGAAUUGUUGGAAAAAUGCUGCAAACUUGACGACCAUGUAGAGUGUUUGCAUACAGGGGAAGAAGAAAUUAAAUUAUACAUUACUAAGAUUAAUGAUGUUGUGAAGAACAAUUGUGACCGUUAUGAAGAUACAGGAAGACAGUUCUUCCAAAUUGUAUAUUUGGCCAAGUAUAGCAAAAUUAUACCACAGGCUCCAAAUUAUUAUCUGAUUGAGUUCAGCAAAAAAGUGGCAAAGGUUGCUGAGAAAUGCUGUAAAUUAGAUAGCGAUCACCAAGUCUCAUGUGCUUUAGAAAAUGUGGAUAAGGUGAUAGGAUCUUUAUGUAGAUAUCACAAAGAACAUUUCACAAACAAACAAGUUUGCCAUUGCUGUGGUUCCUCCUUUAUUAACCGUUGGGAAUGUAUCAGUAACUUAGGACCAGAUCCAUCCCACGUCCCUCCUCCAUUCAAACCUAAAGCACUGGAUGCCCCUGAAAAUUUGUGCUCACCUAAUGAAGAGACUAUGCAGAACAGUAGGCAAGGUUUGCUUAUCGACUUGAUAAAAUCCAAACCUAAUAUCAUUGAGAAAGAGAUUGCAUAUGGAAUGCUAUUUUUCCAAGAGCUCCAGACAAGUUGCUGUGCAGCUGACAACGAAGAGGAAUGCUCUGACAUUUUACAAAGGGUCAAAAGCUGGUUGAACAGAGUGGUCAUCUAAUCGAGUAAACUAUCUUAGCUUCCACAGUGAAAGAAUGCUGAAGAUAAAGAAUCCAAACAUUCCCAAGCAUCCUUGGCUGCUGCUUUCGUGUCAGCUUUCUUAUGCCAAGGACAACCAAUUUGAUUCUUGGAUAAACAAUUAUUUCUUAUGAAAGUGUUACUAUCUUUAAAAUGAGAAUGAAUAAAAGUUUUAAAAGAAGA